Peronospora matthiolae is the source of this 651-nucleotide messenger RNA. The record is from the annotation of a GenBank genome assembly. Lineage: Eukaryota; Oomycota; Peronosporomycetes; Peronosporales; Peronosporaceae.
AUGUACGAAGGGAUUGACAACCUGAAAUCCCUUUACGACCGUGCCGGGAAGACUUUCUCCGGCGGUCCUUCUGCGGCACAGGAUGUGCCGCGUCGUACUGCUCAACCAGACCCAGUACGUCGACCAUCAGUUGGGAGCGGGGCUCCCAAGUAUCCCAGGACGGGGGAUAGCCGCGCCACCGGACGAGAUAACUCGUCCGACGUCCGUUCACGUCGCGGUGGUUCAAUAUCUGCUCAACUAGAUAGCGCUGGCCACCGCGAGAGUCCUCUAAUGGAGGUGGAGGAGGAGGAAAGACGCUCUCCACACGAUCAUGUGGAUCGGUGUGUUCCCGAGAGCUUCUUUGAUCGCGUAACGCAAGGGUUACGCGACGAUCUCGAACAUGAGCGGAAUAGGCGUCUCCAAAUGGCGGACACUGCCUUGAAGCAUCGAGCUGAGUUUGCCUUUGCUCUGAUUGAGAACGAGAGAGCUCUGACAUCUCUUCGUGACGAGCUAAGGGUAGCUCGUGGGAUUGUUGAUCGGUCUCGGGAUGAGAUAGCUGCUCUUCAGACCCUUGUUGAUGCCCACCAUCGGGAGCACAAGGCUCUCUGCGAGAUGCUUGAGCGCAAGGGCGUUCUUCAUCGGAAGAAGCAGCGUACUGAUGGUACGGCUUAA